GUUAACCAUCUACAACCGCCUGAUAUCAAUCUCCCACUCGAGCCUAGUCCUCCUCCUCCGUCGUGGAAUGAUACGUGUGCCAUGCUAGAUGUAGGCCUUGGUCCCCAACAUUAUGAGGUUGAGACAAAUAUUAGUGUCACAAAAGUUGGGAAGAAGUGCGCAAAGCGGCUUGAUAGUAUUUGGGGCGCUUGGUUUUUCUUCACUUUUUACUUUAAGCCAGCUCUGAAUGAGAAGUCGAAGGGUAAGAUUAUUCGCGAGAGUAACGGGGCAUCUCGGUAUGAUAAAUCAGACUUGAGGCAGGAUGUUUUCCUUGUUCAGCAUGAUAUGGAGAAUAUGUACAUGUGGGUUUUCAAGGACAGGCCUGAAAAUGCACUUGGCAAGAUGCAAUUGAGGAGUUACAUGAACGGGCAUUCGCGUCAGGGCGAGAGCCCCUUUCCUUUCACUGCCGAUAAAGGUUUUGUUAGAUCUCACAAAAUGCAAAGGAAACAUUACCGGGGUCUUUCCAACCCUCAGUGCCUUCACGGAAUUGAAGUUGUUAAGUCGCCCAAUCUUACAGGUCUCGAUAAAGAGGAGCAAAAGAAGUGGAUGGAGCUUACUGGCCGAGACAUGAACUUUUCAAUUCCUUCUGAAGCCAGUGACUUUGAGUCGUGGAGAUGCCUUCCAAAUACAGAAUUUGAGCUUGAGCGGCAUCCUCCUGCAUUGAAGAGCAACUCAAUUCCCCGUCCAGAAAGAUUAUUAAAUGGCUCCGGCCUGAACCUAUCUACUCGAUCUUCAAACCAUGUAAAUGGAGAAGGAUUAAACAUUUUGUCUGUCUGCAAUAAGAGGAAGAAAAAUGGAUUUUCCGGUGGAAACAAUGAUGAUUGCUGUUUGCCUAAUAGUCAACAUCCAGUUAGCCCACCCUGGCUAGGAGCAUUUUCCGGUGCAAUGCAAAUGGCAUCAGGUCCAGUUACAGCUGCAAAAACUAUUUAUGAAGAUGACACGGCGUUCUUGAUACUCGUUAGCAUGCCUUUUGUCGAUCUAAAAAGUGUCAAAGUUACUUGGAGAAACACCAUCUCUCAUGGUAUUGUGAAGAUAUCUUGUAUCAGCACGGGAUGUAUACCUUUCAUUAAAAGGCAAAAUCGGACUUUCAAGCUAGCAGAUCCAGCUCCCGAGCACUGCCCUUCGGGGGAAUUUGUCAGAGAAAUCCCUCUUAGGACUCGCAUUCCAGAAGAUGCUAAACUAGAAGCAUAUGGAGAUGAGACGGGGACUAUGCUUGAAAUUCUCGUGCCAAAGCAGCGUGUAGGACCAGAAGAGCACGAGGUUCUAGUGUGCCUUCGCCCCUCUCCUUGGACUACACAUGCGUAUGUUGAUUUGACAGAAGCAAUGGCUUGAAAUUUGUGGAUUGCUCUCUUUAGGUAGUAGUCAUUAUUUACUGACCUCAAUGAAAAUGAUAUUUAUAAUUUCUUCUAAUUCUUCAGGAAAGAUUCUUUUGUUUCCUGUCAUUAGCCAAUGUGGGACACAAGAUGCUGAUUUUUGCAUGCCCUCAAUGUCCACACCAUUUUGUUCCUGCUAGUUUUGAUAUUUUAUUGGUAUUAGCAAUUUCAUACUGUUUCAUUGUCUUUCUCAAUUCGUCAGUCUUGUGUUCUGUUUGAAAUU
Molecule: messenger RNA, 1635 nt
Organism: Nicotiana tabacum (common tobacco)
Lineage: Eukaryota; Viridiplantae; Streptophyta; Magnoliopsida; Solanales; Solanaceae
Source: RefSeq, a predicted model, not a curated record